UCCAGCAGUCUUGCGCCAGAUGCCGGCCGGUCCACCAACGGGCAUGUGACCGCAAAGAAAUGACGCACUUGGUGCUAGUUCUUGUGCUUGUUGCCGUGGUACGGACGGGUGCGUGUCCCGUCAUGUGCACGUGUUCCCGACACCUCACCGUUCGCUGCACCCAACAAGUGACCGUUGAAAUUUUCACAAAUCUCACCAACCUCCAAGAGUUGGUAAUCGAAAACAGCGACCUCGGGGAUUUAUCCAAUGUGUCGGUCGACGAUCUAGAGUUACAGUCGAUGCGACUGUCGCAAAAUCGUAUUGUGUCUCUUCCAGAGUUAAAUGUCACGAAUUUGAAACACUUGGACUUGUCAGAGAAUUUGAUCGAGACACUCGGAGUGGAGUUUAGGACAUUACGGAGUCUCGAGAUACUCAAUUUGAGUGCAAACUUUUUAACAGUGAUUGAUUCGGACAGUUUUAGUGGACUUGAAUCCUUAAAGUGUUUAGAUUUGUCUCGCAAUAACUUAACAAGGCUCGAUGACGCAUUAUUUGAACCGUUACAAGCGUUGCAAUAUCUCAAUCUAAGCUCCAACCAAUUGAAAAUUCUUAAUGAACGAUGUUUUAUCAGUUUAGUGAAACUCCAACAACUUGAUGUUUCUUUUAAUCGCUUGAUUCGAGUCGAAUUGGGGAGUUUACAAUUACCAAGUUUGGCAAGACUUCUCUUAGCUGGAAACUCGAAAUUAGGGGCUUCGAAAGAACCAAUGCUUGUGGGGACCGGUCAAAAACUUCAAACUGUUGAUGCUUCAAACAUCGGGCUUGAGCAAGUACCCCCAGCUUUGACUCAUUCGAUUAGAACCCUUCGCUUGGUUGGUAAUAAUAUAAAAACAGUCCGAUGUGGUGACCUCGACUCUUAUCCCCUGUUACAAUUACUUGAUUUUGAUUCGAAUGGAUUAGAAAUGAUCGAAGAUGAUGCUUUGGGACGACUUGACUCCCUCACGAUUCUCUACUUGACUAAUAAUAACAUGAGCGAAAUCCCGAAAAGUCUCUCGGAGAAGCUCAAAGUCCUUCAUUUGGAACACAAUCAAAUCCAACAAGUGCGUACUACAGACCUCCAAGGUUUGACCUCUCUCGAAGUCCUUCUCCUCAACGACAAUAAAAUCCGUUUGAUCGAAGCGGAAGCCUUCAACCAGUUGACGUCUCUUGUCACUCUUGAUAUCUCUCGUAACCCUAUUAAAAUCCUCCAAGCCGGUUGUUUGUCCGGUUCGAUGGCCCUCCAAGUCCUCCGUUUAUCCAACAUCGAUGUCGAUUCACCACCAAAAGAAGUUUCUUUUCCCUUAUCAUCAACCGAACACCUGAUCACACUCGAUCUGUCCGGGAGCCCGGGCCUUGCUCGCCAAUUACUAGUCGAUACUGCAGCCCUAGCCGCCUCGCGACAAUUACAAGAGCUUGACUUGUCUUUCACCGACCUUGAAUUUAUCCGAUCUGACUUGCUCCACUUUUUACCCCAGUUGAGAAUCUUCCACAUCGACGGUAACCGAAUCAAUUGCACCCAACUCGAAUGGUUGGCGGCUUGGAUGCGGCGACAAGACGAGCCCGAAUACAAAAGAGUGGCCUGUGUGAGCCCCCCAGAACUCUGGGGGACACUCCUCAUCGACCUCCAACCGAUUGAAGCGACUCCAAGUCGACCCACCACCACUCAAGCUCCCACGACGCAAAUGGAGGACUACAUCGAUAUCGAGUCGUUUCUCCACGAAAACAAAUCAGAGAAUUUCCCGAUAACAAACUCCUCUCAUGGAGAAAUGUCUAUGUUUAGUGCUGGGGCGGAAGAGAGAUUCCAUCCGGGCCUAGUCCUCGCCGCAGCAAUGCUAGGGAUAGUCCUAGUACUAGUUUUACUCGGGAUCAGAUUUGCCAAGCGAAAGAGAGACGCAUUGAUGCUCAGACAGGAGGAUCUGGAAGUCAGCUCGCUGCCAGGAGUGACAGAACUAUGGUGACAUUUGAGACAAGUCGACGAAGAGAGAACAAUGCUCUAUGAAACUAACUUAACUUAAGCGAUUGUAAGUGCUUGUGAUAAAAGUGAAUUAUACUUUUGUAUGACUGAGCCAUUUUUUUACUUGAGAAUUGUAAGAUAGAAAAUAUUUUAGAUGAGAUUCAAACGGGACGAUAUUACUGUGUCUGACGAUAAUUGUGUGAUAUUUUAGGUGAUUUUUAAUGAGCUACUCGGGUGUGUUUUGCGUUUCUUCCGAUCUUAAUGUUCUGAUUAUCGGUUUUGCUACACAUUGUACAUACCUGUCAUGUUUAUAUUUCAGUGCCAUUUGUUCUGUGUAUUGUGAUAGUCCCAUAAAUUUAAUGAAA
Tribolium madens (black flour beetle) is the source of this 2331-nucleotide messenger RNA. It is a transcript of the gene 2mit, whose product is annotated as vasorin. NCBI's taxonomy places the organism in Eukaryota, Metazoa, Arthropoda, Insecta, Coleoptera, Tenebrionidae. Gene Ontology annotation, molecular function: protein binding. Gene Ontology annotation, cellular component: plasma membrane. The record is from RefSeq and is a predicted model, not a curated record. Bases 60 to 1970 code for a protein of 636 amino acids. The transcript has a single exon.